CGCAGAAAUUACAAGAGAGCCUCUCCCAGCAAAUCAUCUCUUAAUUUCUUGACUUCACCAUGGGGAACUUAGCUGCCUGCUGCCGAAGCUUCUGGUGCAAACCCAAAAACCCUGACAUCCGGAUCAGCCUGCCUGCGGUCUGCUUCGUGUGGCAGAUCGCCAUGAUCAUCCUUUUUGGACUGUUUGUGCGUUAUGAUGAUGAGUCAGAUGCACACUGGUCUGAGCACAAGCAUAAGAACAACAUCACGAGUGACAUCGAGAAUGACUUCUACUACAGAUACCCAAGUUUUCAGGAUGUGCAUGUGAUGAUCUUUGUGGGUUUUGGCUUUCUCAUGACCUUCCUGAAGCGCUACAGCUUCGGCGGGGUCGGAUUCAACUUUCUCAUCGCUGCCUUUGGUCUGCAGUGGGCUCUUCUCAUGCAGGGCUGGUUUCACUCUCUGGACCCGAAUGAUGGCCUAAUCAAGAUCGGAAUUGAGAAUAUCAUCAAUGCUGACUUCUGUGUGGCUGGAUGUCUCAUUGCUUAUGGAGCUCUUCUGGGGAAAGUCAGCCCAGUGCAGCUGAUGGUGUUGACACUAUUUGGCAUCACACUGUUUGCAGUCGAGGAAUACAUCAUUCUUAAUGUUCUCCAUGUUCGGGACGCCGGCGGAUCCAUGGUCAUCCACACUUUCGGAGCAUAUUACGGUCUGACAAUAUCGUGGAUUCUUUAUCGACCGAAACUAGACCAAAGCAAGAAUCUGAGCGGAUCUGUCUACCACUCUGAUGUCUUUGCUAUGAUUGGCACCCUCUUCCUCUGGAUGUACUGGCCCAGUUUCAACUCUGCCAUUGCAGAUCAUGGAGACGGACAACAUCGGGCCGCCAUAAACACCUACCUUGCUCUGGCUGCUUCAGUCCUUACUACAUUUGCCAUAUCAAGCCUUUCAGCCAAAAAAGGAAAACUGGACAUGGUGCAUAUACAGAAUGCAACUCUGGCUGGGGGAGUCGCCAUGGGAACAGCGGCUGAAUUUAUGAUCUCACCGUACGGUUCUCUCAUCGUGGGCUUCGUCUGCGGGAUAAUCUCCACAUUUGGCUACCUGGUGAUCACUCCCUUCAUGGAGAAGUACCUGAAGAUUCAAGACACAUGUGGCAUCCAUAACCUGCAUGCCAUGCCCGGCGUCCUGGGAGGAGUCGUGGGUGCCAUCACAGCGGCUACUGCCAGUGAGAGCGUCUAUGGACAUGAAGGGUUGGUAAACACCUUCGAUUUUGAAGGGAACUACGCUAAGAGGACACCUGCCACACAAGGAGGCUUCCAGGCCGCCGGUCUUUGUGUUGCUCUUGCUUUUGGAAUCGUAGGUGGAGCGAUAGUAGGCUUUAUUCUGAGACUGCCGUGCUGCUGGGGAGACCCAUCCGAUGAAAACUGCUUUGAUGAUGAGGUGUACUGGGAGUUGCCUGAGGACGAGGAGAGCAUCCCUCCAAUUUUAGAGUACAGCAGCCACAUGGUCGGCAAAAAUACAGACAUGAUGUCGCAGUCUAACUUCACUGUUGAACAGAGCUAAUGCAAGAUGUCUGUAUGACAAAAGAUGAAACAUAUCAUAUUGGGAUCAAAAAAUGAAAAGACCGAAAUAAUGUUCAGACCAAGUCUGCGCUGAAGAGAAUAUAGUCCCCGUGAUACCUUUGUAAGGUAUUGGCCUGCCUAAUAGAGCAGAGGCCCAGUCGGGUCAGCUCUUAGUUCAAUUUUUUUGUCUUUAGAGUCCUGAAAUUAAUUGAAUCAAUAAGUUUAUGCAUAUAUCAUUUCUAAAACUAAAGCAUGUAUAUUUUAUAAUCCAACUGUGCUACUUGUUCUAGGCUUAAAUUGCAUUUAGUUUCAAUCAUUCUGGAAAAGAAUGAAAUAAUUAUUGUACUCUGCAAGUUUGCUGCUGUGAUAAUGAACUGACUAAAGACUAUUAUAGUUUUGAUAUUAUGAAUGUGUUAGUUAUUUAUCUAGCUUUUUUCAAGUGUCCAGUUAUGUGAUAUUUUUUCCUUCCUGGUAUGUAGACUAUUAUUAAAGCAAUAAGCCCCAAGAAGCCAUGGUCUACAGUGAAUUUAUAACAGCUAAGGGGCGUUGUUAGCCCCUAAAACCCCUUAGCUAUUAUAAAUUCACGGUAAACCACUGCUUCACGGGGCUUUUUGCUUUUAUAAAACGGUUAUUUCAUAUACAUAGUUAGGUUUCACAAAAUAAAAAAAGAGCAAAUAAAGUGUAAUGAUAUUAAUAAAAACAGUAUUCUUCCACCAAACAAUGUAGAUCCUUAGAAAAAGUUGUGGUUGCAACAAAGUGACAAGCAACACGCAAAGUAAACAAAGGUGUAUGUCUGUAGUGUAAUUUACAACAGCUUCGAAUGCAGCCAAUCAGAAUCAAGGACCGGAACUCUCCGUUUUAUAAAUUUGAUUAUGUGAAGGAUUACAUGAGGACUUUUGAGAGGUCAAUGACCUCAGAGUGUUUUUAGACCAUGUUGAAUGCUAACAAUAUUUUUUGCAUUUUUAUUUUUAUCAUGAACCCUUAUAUUCUUUGCCAUUUUAAAUGUCAAAUGCAACAUAACUCUAUGACUUUACAUUGGUGCUCAAAAACUGUGUACUUGCUAAAUGCAAAUGUUUGUUUGUUUUAAGAGCUGUUGUACUUUAUAUUGAAGUCUAUUAAAUGUUUAAACAUCUAAAAA
This is a messenger RNA of Cyprinus carpio (common carp), 2669 nucleotides long. Its product is annotated as ammonium transporter Rh type C-like. The record is from RefSeq and is a predicted model, not a curated record. Lineage: Eukaryota; Metazoa; Chordata; Actinopteri; Cypriniformes; Cyprinidae. Gene Ontology annotation, molecular function: ammonium channel activity. Gene Ontology annotation, cellular component: plasma membrane. Gene Ontology annotation, biological process: ammonium transmembrane transport; ammonium homeostasis.